UGAUGGGUCUAUUUGAGAGCUGCGUCUCGGUGUCAUUUUUAAAAUCCUAUAUGUCAUGUUGCUGCUUGAGUCCCAACACACCAACAAAAGACAUAUUGUUAUUAAUAAUAUAAAACGUAUCUCAAAGUCCACAGCACGACAGCCUGCUGGUGGCAUGAGGAGUCAGAUAAAGUUGCAGAGAUUGACAGGUCACAACUCGUUGAGGCGCGCUCCCCUUCACCGCAGCUCGCGGAACGUAGAACGCCCGUGAACGCGCGCGCGGUGUCACAGACUGCCGCGAGACAUCCGGAACAGGAGUUGACUUGAAGCCACUGUUAAUUUAUAUAUUUUUAUACAUCUCCUACACGAUGCGUUCCUCAUUUAAGCAGUGUUUUGGACUGCUUUUGAUCAGUGUACUAUUGCUAUCCCUGUUCUUUGCCUGGAGCCCUGGGAGCCUUUCAGUGGUUGACAUACGGCCAAAACUGAGGGGUCAAAUAGACAUAAUCCUCGAAGAGAAAAUACAAAACAUCAUCAGUGGCUAUGAUGUGGCACAUCGUUUGGCUCAAAAUACAUGCAUGUGUCUGGCUGAUGAGGAGACCUUUCGCCUGCCGUUCUCCAAUCUGCUGUUCCCCCGAGUGUGGGCCCACAACAUUAGUCUUGCCUUCUUAGAGUCCCACCCCGACCCCAGUGGUGUCCAGCGUCACAGGGCUCAGGAGUACAGCAAGUUUCAGGAGAGGUCCUACAGUCCUGCAGAUGUGCUUAUUGUAGCUGAGGCCAACAGUCCUCUCCAGUAUCCCACUCAGGGCGUGGAGGUGCGACCCCUCAAAACCAUCAUCAUUCCAGGUUUGGGUCUUAAAGAAGAAACCGGGUCCAAGAUCAAGCACACGGUUUAUUUGACAGCAACAUUGGGGACUUUUGAUGUCGCUGCUACAGUGGAGAGGGUCUCUGUUGAAGGACAAGGAGAGAAGCACAUGAUACUUUCCAGUCCUCUUCUCUCCGCUCUAAACAGACAGCUAAAGUUUGUCACUUACACAAACACUGUUUUUCAUCCCAAGACUGCCGAUACAGUUCAGUUUAGCACUGAUGUUCACCAGUCAUUUUUCACCAUUAAAGUUGGACAUGGAACGCUACCUAAACUUUACAACUCUGGAUAUCAAAGCGAGUACAAUAUCAGUGCUCUUGUUACCAUCGCCACCAAGACCUUUCUGCGAUAUGACAAACUCAAAGACCUCAUUGACAGCAUUCGUCAAUACUAUCCCACAGUUACCAUUGUGAUAGCAGAUGACAAUGAACACCCACAGCCAGUGACUGGCCCUCACAUUGACCAUUACAUCAUGCCUUUUGGAAAGGGUUGGUUUGCAGGACGAAACCUGGCAGUGUCACAAGUCACAACCAAGUAUGUCCUCUGGGUGGAUGAUGAUUUCAUCUUUACUGCAAAGACCAAGCUGGAGAUGAUGGUAGACAUCUUAGAAAAGACCACGCUGGAUCUGGUUGGUGGUGCAGUGAGAGAGGUGACUGGCUACGCUGCAACCUUUCGUCACACUAUGUCAGUGGAGUAUGGGGGAGAGGAGGGUGACUGUUUACACAUCAGAACCGGCUACCACCACGUCAUCGAGGGAUUUCCCAACUGUGUGGUAGCGGAUGCGGUCAUCAACUUCUUCCUUGCGAGGACGUACAAGGUGCAGGGGGGGUUCAACCCCCGCCUGGCCCGGCACGGCCAUCUAGAGUUUUUCAUCGACGCGCUGGGUUCCCUCCACGUCGGCUCCUGUAGUGACGUGAUUGUGAGCCACGCAUCCAAGAUCAUUCCACCCUGGAGCAAAACCGAGUCACAGAAGUCCUACGACAAAUUCCGCUAUUCGUUUUCCAAUGCUGAUAACGACGUUCAUAAGGAAGACUUCUACUUCAAGAACAGAUUCAAGUGCAUGACCAGUCAUUGAAACUUGUAACGGCAGGAAUUGUUUUUCAGGUAAAGCGAAGACUUCCGGAAAUCAUUGUGUUUAACAGCUUAGCUCUUGCUGUUGAACAGUUUGUGUGGACUUACGGUUUUCUAUGGACCGAUUGCAGGAGGAGUACCUCCAUGCACACAAUCACGCUUCACAAAAUGCACUGAAAGUAUCGCGUCUUGUGCCUUUUUAAAAAAAUGUUUCCCAACCAUCUAAUGAAAAGGGUUUAGAUGGUUGCCACGUCAGCUGGUGCUUUGGAUAUAAUAACACAAAUGGAUAGCUUGAGUGUCCUAGAGUUGUUAGAUACUAGUUCAUCUCAGACAACCGUGUGAGCAGCGAUCCUGUUACUGCAUGCAUUUUUUUAAAAACAAAUAAUGUGAACCAAAAGUACUGUUUGUUGAGCUAACCUCGUGUGUAUAAUGUGACUUGUUGCACUGCACUGGCACCACCUCAACACAUGUUUUUCCUUUUGAAGGGCCUUGCUUUUUAAUCAUAUUUAUUGUUUACCAAUUAAAGAUGCCCUUUACUCGGGUAUGUAUUGUGAUUCUAUUUGUGCAAUUUGCUGUCUAUGUAAAAAAUGAAAAAGCAACACCUUGCUGUGCCAUUAAACUGAAUAUAAAUGACACAAAAACAAUGUUUUUUGAGUUAUUGAGUGUCGGAUGAGCUUCAAUGUUAAGCUUGUUUGUAAAUUGAAUUGUAUUUUUUUGUUUUUUGUAUUGUAUUGAACGGUUGCUAAAAAUGAUAUUACGUGUCCUUUUAUCAUUUGCAAAUCACCCUUCAUGACAUUUAUCUUCAUUUCUUAACCAUUUCUUGAUUCCAAUUGGGAUAUGCUGUAAAAUAUUGUUGUUUAAGAAUUUAUUGCUAUGGGAACUCCUGUAACUCCUGUGUUUCACCACAAGAUGGAAACAGAAGAUCAGAUAAUGAUGCCACGUAAAAUAAAUGAUUUUCUAUUUGC
This is a messenger RNA of Pungitius pungitius (ninespine stickleback), 2877 nucleotides long. RefSeq names its product beta-1,4-N-acetyl-galactosaminyl transferase 1a (gene b4galnt1a). Gene Ontology annotation, molecular function: acetylgalactosaminyltransferase activity. The record is from RefSeq and is a predicted model, not a curated record. NCBI's taxonomy places the organism in Eukaryota, Metazoa, Chordata, Actinopteri, Perciformes, Gasterosteidae. Gene Ontology annotation, cellular component: Golgi membrane. The transcript is spliced from 11 exons. Bases 348 to 1916 code for a protein of 522 amino acids. Gene Ontology annotation, biological process: ganglioside biosynthetic process.